Messenger RNA from Leucoraja erinaceus (little skate), 3398 nucleotides. RefSeq lists its product as uncharacterized. The record is from RefSeq and is a predicted model, not a curated record. The transcript is spliced from 6 exons. The coding region runs from base 2411 to 3202 and encodes 263 amino acids. Lineage: Eukaryota; Metazoa; Chordata; Chondrichthyes; Rajiformes; Rajidae.
AUCCACAAUCAGUAACCCAUGCCUGCCUUCUCCCCAUAUCCCUUGAUUCCGCUAGCCCCUAGAUGCUGGUUUGUACUGAAGAUAUACACAAAAUGCUGGAGCAACUCAGCAGGUCAGGCAGCAUCUCUGGAGAAAAAGAAUAGGUGACAUUUCAGGUCAGAAUCUUUCUUCAUUCUGAGUUGUUGCUGGCUCGCUGAGUUACUCCAGCAUUUUGUGUCUGUCUAAAGGAUAAGUAAAGAUAUAUAUGCAAAACUCAUUUUCCAAAGAUUUAGAAAUGAUAACAAAUUAUUUUUUUGUCUGCAUUAAAAAAAAAUGAUUUAUCAAUAUAAAAUAAAUAAAUACUCUUGACUUGUACGAUAAGUUAGCACACUAGCUCCUUGCUUUCAAUAUUUGAAUUGAAUUCCGGUUGAUGAGAAGAAAAUGUUCCCACAGGAUGAUUAUUUUGGCAAGUUGAAAUGCUCAUAAGAUUGUUAAAACAGCAUAGUCUCUCUGUGCGGAAAGACAUUUAGUUCUUUGGGUCAUUUGCUGAAGAACAGCCGCUGGUAAGCUCAUGGACCUAAAGAUUUGUUUGCUGAUGAGAAGAAAAUCUCUUGCAACUGAACCCAACAGUGUACAAAUGUAAUUUUCAUCCAUCAGGUGGUGGGUCUUCUGCUUCCGUAAGUAGAUGGUCUGAUAUUGCAAGUUAGCCUGGAAGUGAGUUUGGGUGGGUGCUGCUUUCUUGGGAUGCAGUGUGCAUGUCCUCCAUCACUCUGAGGUGGACUGGGGAAACAAGGUAGCGACGAAAACAUUUUGAUUUCAAAGUCAGGGCGGAACAGUGACACCACUGCCUCACGGCGCCAGAGACCCAGGUUCAAUCCUGACCUCGGGUGUUGACUGUGCGGAGUUUACACGUUCUCCAUGAGACUGCGUGGGUUUCCGGUGGGUGCUCCAGUUUCCUCCCACCUUCCAAAGACGUGCAGCUGUGUAGAUUCAUUGCCCUCUGUAAAUUGCUUCUUGUGUUUACGGAGCGGUUGAGAAAGUUAGAUAAGAUAGAACUGGUGUGAACAAGUGAUCGAUAGCCAAUGCUGCAUUUCUAACCAAAAGUUUGUUUUUCUUCUAACUCAAAUGUCAUCUAUUCAAGUUUACCUCCUGAGCAUUUAAUCUAGACUAUGUUCAGUGCAGUUUGGAAGGGCUGCUGGAUUGCUAGGGGAACUGCCUUGCAGAUGACAUAUACUUUAUUUGAAAGGCACAAUAAAAUUAAGAUAUCGGUGUUUUAUUAUUUCUAUAAUGAUUUUUUUAAUCUCAUUUAUUUGAGAUUUUUGAGGUGAGCUAGAUUCUUGAACCACUGCCUUGUGUGUGAGAUAGGCAUUUCUACAGAACAGAUAGAUAAGCAGAUUUGCAAUUUUGAUCUAGCAACUGGGGAAUAAAUUUCCAAGUCAAUCAAAGCAAAGGUUAUGAAUUUUGACGGCGAUAAGGUUAAAGCUGGCUGAGUCACUGUCUUAACGGAACUGGGGGUCCUGAUGCUGAGAUGAUGGACCUCCAACAAUUACAACCAUCUAUCUUCCUGCUCAGUAAAUGUCAUGCAGAUUCUAUGAGCAUUAUCCUCAAUAAUCCUCAAUAAUGGCAGAUGAGGAAAGACUAAUUUCACCUAAAGCUCCGUGAAAGAUUCAUCUCAGCACCCAACAUACGUCACUGCUGUCACUGAUACCAACUUGAUUCCCUCUAUUUAUCUUGUGCUGGCUGAGAACCAAGGUAUAUGGAGUGACUCAAAUUGACAUCAAUGAUGGUGGUAACUUCACUUGGGUGCUGAACCGUAUAUUUCACUGGGUUCUUUAGCAAGGGAAUGUUAAUAUUUAAGCCUCAAAUCAUCUACCUUUAUUGAGGAUGCUGAACUUCAUGGAAUCUGACUCUCAAAUGUACUUAUUCACCACUUAGAUAAAUUAUCCACCACUAUUUAUUUUGAGCUGUGCCUACAUUAUUGAAUUUUGAUUGUUCAAAUGUCAUGUUAUCACUUAGUCCAUUGCAGAUUGUAGCUAAUCUCUAGCAUUAAUCUAAUUCUACACUGUAGUUUUGACGCUUUGUUCUUUGCUAUGUCUGUUGCAAUACUUGGACAUUUCUUUACAUCCUCAUUGAACUAGAGUUGAGUUAAUUGUAAUGGUAGAGUGAGUGACUAAACAGCUGCGUGCUCUGAGUAUUUCAAAAAAAUAGUAUGAAUGUAUUUUCCAACUAUGCAGAUAAUUCUGGGCCAUUUAGAUUUAUGUGAAGAAGCAGGUCAUUUACGCAUGAUGUCACUGCAGAACAAGACUCAUUUCUAGUCAAGGAAGUAGUUGCGUAUUUUAUGCUAAUGAAGUUUCCUGAAGUAUAUUUAAGCCAGCUAUUUUAAACACCAACACAACUUCUGAAAGCAGAAGAGACUAAACGAGUCAUCAAUAUGGAAAGCAAGGCAACCAACCAGAAGAAUGAAUAUGACAGCAACGGCUACCUCACAGGAAUCCAGAUCCUGGACAAGAAGCAAUUGGCAUCGGCUCUUCAGAACUAUUCAGCUUUAGAGGAGAAAUUUGGUAAAGUGUACACCCAGUACAACCUUCACAAUAUACAUUUAGAGAACACUUGGGUGAUGGAUUUAGCCACACAUCCCCAGGUCCUCCAAACCAUCACUGCAGUUUUGGGUCCUAACAUCAUUCUUCUUGAUUCCCGGUUUAUCUGUAAGUAUCCGGCCUCGGAUGUCCCGUACAAAAACAACGUGGCCCCAUUUGUUGCCUGGCACCAGGACAUCAGGUACUGGGGGUUUGAAGGAGGUUCUGUGGCAUCUGUGUGGCUGGCACUUGAUGAUGUUGACCAAGAAAAUGGGGUCCUCCAAGUUAUUCCAGGAAGCCACAAGCAAGGGUUAUUGGAACAUAGAACAAGUACAGUUGCUGGGAAUAUGUUGACAUCCAAUCAGGAAAUUCCUGAGCACUUGAUUGAAACAGAGAAGGCUGUCCAAUGCCCUCUCAAAGUGGGAGAAAUGUCGGUCCAUGAUGGUUUGACAGUUCACUUUAGUGAACCUAAUGUUUCAAACAGGCGUAGAUGUGGCUUUGUAAUCCGUUAUGUCCCCACCACUGCUUAUCCUGUUGACGAUCCAGAUCGGCCUCGUUCUUUCCCUGCCACAGUCCUGGUUGCAGGAGAAGACAACUUCAAACACUUUAAAAACAACGCGCCGAGUACCUUUAUUAAAACAUUUUGAAAAUAUGACACCAUUGAAAAGUGAUUAAUUUAUGAAUAUUGUAUAAUUUGCUGUAAUGUCGUCUGUUGUCACUGAAAUGGAGCAUCAUUGAUGUUCAGACAAAAGAAAAAUCAAGUUUUGUGUAUAUACAAUGUUGUGAUUCUACUAAUUAUUGAACUGCGUAAUAUAUUAAUAAAAAAGGUUAUUGGAAUGGAAA